AGUCAGCUUUAUUAUUGUGUAGUUUAUUAUUUAGAUAUUUACAAACAGAUCCGCAGAGAAUGGAUGACGAUGACUACUGGAACACUAGCGAAACGAAAGAAAACGCCUUCAACUUUGACGAUGAUGUUCUAUCACCCAAAGAGAUAUUGGCUAUUGGUCAGAAACCUAUAUCCGGACAAUCGGACAACAUAUUCAGUUCUGUCGCUGUUACACUCAAAGCUAACCAGUUGCCGCUGUCAAGUUUGAUAUCUCUGAAGGUUUUGGACUUGUUGAUCCUAGCACAAUCAGGCAAAGAUCCUAAAGAUGUGAAGCCAGAAACGGACCACAGUGUAGCCGCCACACUCAAGAGGUUGGUCCUUGGUCGUUCCGUCUCCCUUCACUGUCACAGAAGUUUGAAGAGUAAAACAGAGUUGAUUGAUGGAGCGGUGGCUUUAGGGGAUGGCAAUGUCAUUUUAACUGUAGUAUUAUUCCUAAUACAAACAUUGAACAAGAAGUUGGUGUAUGAGCUAUUGAACUCCAGACCUCUGGCGCUCAGUCAUUACAUUGGAUUCCUGCAAAGUGAAGGAAAAAUAACAGAACUCACAGACUUAUUAACAAUGCUGGGACGCAGUCCUGAAGCUGCAGUGUACCAACUACAACAUCUAGUCAGGACUCAGGGUACCAACGUGGAAGUAUUACUCCGGAAAGUCACCAACCUGGCCUCCAACCACUUCAAUCAGCCCGGGGUUGAUGCACAUCAGUUGAAGAUGGUCAACGAUUAUGUUAAGUUGCUCGAAUGGCAGAAAUGCGUCAACAAGCCAGCUUUAAACAACGCGUCUCCACUAACUUGCCUGGCGCACUGCUGCACCAACCACUGGCACGAGGGCGCUGGCAACAUGAUGUCGCCGCUCACACUGUGCCAGCGACAACAGAUAGCUCCAGUGCAGUAUGAAUGGGUGGUACUGAAUGUGCACGCUGGCGCUGCCAAGUGGGACAUCGUCGAGUCGCUCUUCAGUAAAAAGGACUGGCUGGGCCGCAGCAGCGUUUCGUCCCACAUGGCGCCGCAGACGCUGCUAGCACGGCUACAACAGCUGCAAGCACCGUCUCGAUUGUUGGCCGCGGCGCUCGCUGUGCUACCAACAGAUGAGAGAUUGAGACUGGCGCAGCAUUACAAGGUGCACUCUGUAGUAAUAGAGAUGCUACACAAACAGAAGGACAGAGCGGCGCUCACCAACUACAAGAUGACUCUCAGCCCGCAGUCAGAGGAGUACAUAUUAGCUGAGAACACGCUGCGAGAUACAUCGGUGAAAUGGAAAAAUUGAAGAAGCUUGAAGAUAUUGUGUGUUCAAAUCAUAUUGUUACCUCUUCCGUUAUUUAUAUUUAUGAAAGAGACGCAUGAUAUUUUGACAAAAAAUUACUAUAGUUUGUGCGUUUUAUGAUGAUAUGGGUGACACAUAAUAAUUGACAAUAAUAGGGAAGUUACC
Messenger RNA from Aricia agestis (brown argus), 1463 nucleotides. It is a transcript of the gene Vps16B, whose product is annotated as vacuolar protein sorting-associated protein 16B. Lineage: Eukaryota; Metazoa; Arthropoda; Insecta; Lepidoptera; Lycaenidae. Gene Ontology annotation, biological process: vacuolar transport; intracellular protein transport. The transcript has 11 exons. The record is from RefSeq and is a predicted model, not a curated record. Bases 60 to 1301 code for a protein of 413 amino acids. Gene Ontology annotation, cellular component: cytoplasm.